AUACACUCUAUGCCUCAAUGCACGUCUGACCGGAGUGCUCAAGGUGGGCAGGAUGGUGUGAUGCCAGUGAUAUAAGUUGUAUAAACAACAUACAGUUUUCGAAGUUUGCCGACUUUAAUAUAUUUGCUAUAAUGUCCACCUCCGUUACACGUGCUGUGUCUACGCUGCUGUCCAGGCAGAAUGCAACACCAUGUGCUAUCACCUCAGUCAGGUGUAACCACUGGUUUGCAUCUGUGCUGUCACUGAAGAGUUCGCCACCCGUAAGAGCUGAACCCAAGAAGAAGAAGAAGACGGACCCUAAGAGAGAGAUAAUGGCUAAAGAGCGACUAAAAAAGAAACUGAAGAAGCUCGAGAGAGUCCCUCCUGAGUUCAUCCCCAUUGAGGACUUCAUCACACCAGCCAAAUGCCUUGAUGAGAUGAGAGUCCGCAGUGAGCCAAGACUGGUGUUCGAUGAGACCGAACGACGGGCACUGCUGCUUAAGGAGUGGUCCCGCUACAAACAAGCUCAGCACCAGGCCGAGAUGGCCGCCAUCAGUGGGGCUAUGGAGGCCCAGAGGCAAGCCCUGGAGGAGCUCAGUCUGGAGUCCGAGGAGCUUUACCAGGCUGCCCUGGCGCCAGAUAUGGGCCUCCUCCCCUUCACCCAACAGGGCCCCAGCUACACACCACCCAUUCAGAACUAUGAAGCCCCCGAGGGCAAGUACAAUAACAUCACCAAGGUGUACACGCAGUGAGGAGAUGAAACGUUGCUGUUUUACACAUUGCACAUCAGUGUGUGUUGGUAUGUCGUAUGUGGUAUCACCUUGGAUGGUGUAAUGCAGUGGCACUGACUCUAUAGGCUGAGAUGCCAUUGUCAGUUGCUCAGGUUGACCCGUACAACUUGGCUAGGCAUAGUAACUGUGGCCGGUUUUAUUUAAUGUCUCUUGAACACAAAGAUGCAGAAUGUGAGUGUUGUAUUCUCUUUGCACUGGUUGAAACUUGGGAGUAAAUUCUUUUAUUUUUCAAGAUCUGCUCAAGUGUUACUCAAGUGAACCAGAUGACCAUUCAUGAUUGGUGAUAGAAUUGAAAGAAAUCACAUGUAGUUUGUGUCUAUUUUUUUUUUUAUUUGAUAUGCAUUUGAAAAACAUAAAGCACUGUAAAUAAGGUUUUGUGUGAACCAUUAAAAAAAAGAUCACCCCA
This is a messenger RNA of Sardina pilchardus (European sardine), 1176 nucleotides long. RefSeq names its product mitochondrial ribosomal protein L40 (gene mrpl40). Gene Ontology annotation, cellular component: mitochondrial large ribosomal subunit; mitochondrial ribosome. The record is from RefSeq and is a predicted model, not a curated record. Lineage: Eukaryota; Metazoa; Chordata; Actinopteri; Clupeiformes; Clupeidae. The coding region runs from base 132 to 731 and encodes 199 amino acids. The transcript is spliced from 4 exons.